UUGGAGAAACAGUAUGAUAUCAGAAGCUUUCCCACAAUUCAAAAUGUAUAGCAGAAAGCCUCUUCUUCUAGUCUUGGUGGUCAUAACAUUAAUGCUCCAUGGAAUUAGUUGCUAUGCAAAGAAUAAUAUAAAACAUAUAUGUUAUUCUUCUUCAUGUGGGAGUAUCUCUAAUAUAGAUUAUCCUUUCAGACUCACCACUGACCAUUCCAGCUGUGGAGACUUUAGGUACAAUCUUUCUUGCGAGAACAACAUUACAGUCUUAAACUUGUAUAUUCGCACAGACCUUAAGUAUCGAAGAUACUACGUAAGAGCAAUCAACUAUAAUAACUAUACGAUUCGAGUUGUUGAUCCCAAAUUUCACGAAUUACAUGACAAAAACCAUUCAUCUUCAUUCAACACCAACACUUUGUCCCUUGGAUAUUUUGACGCAUAUAAUUUUUAUUCACCCCAAUUUUAUUUGGUGUUUGGAAGUAUGAGAAAAGUUGCGAAAACCCUAGUGUUGAUUAGCUGUGAAAGAAGAAUGAUGAAAUCUUCUUAUUAUUACAUUGAUGCUAAUCCUUGCAUGUCAAGAAAGAAUAAUAGCAAUAAUUUUACAUGGUCAUAUUAUUUGUUGGAUGUUGAUGAAAUGAGUCCUUCUAAAUUGGAUUUUUGCUUGAUAGAACAAGUAACUCUCAUUGAUCAAAGUUUUCAUGGUUCAUCAUGUCAUGACAUUAUCAAGCAACUAGCUUAUGGUUUUCACCUUUCAUGGAUCCAAAGUUUUGACAAAUCAAAAUGGACUCAAGAGUUUUGUUCCCUCAAUGAAUAUUCCAACAAAGUUCAUUGUGUUUCUGGUAAAUGUGCGACUAAAGAUACAUUCGAACCAGAUGAUCAAAAACUUUGUGAGGUCACAUUUCUAAUAAUGCUUCGCCAAGCUAUGUAUUACAUCAAAUACUACUUGUACGAGAAAGGACGUUACAUAUACACCGUGGGAUUUUUCGCACCAAGAACAUUGACUGGACUAUUAAUUCUAAUUUCUAUAAUGGUGUAUCAAUGGAGAAGACGACAUUUAUCAAUGUACAAUGACAUAGAAGAUUUCCUCCAAAGUCAUAACAAUCUCAUGCCUAUACGAUAUUCUUAUCGAGACAUUAGGAAGAUCACCAAAGAGUUUAAGGAGAAACUUGGUGAAGGAGGAUUUGGCUCUGUAUAUAAAGGACAACUUUGUAGUGGUCCUUUUGUUGCAGUCAAAAUGUUAGGGAAAUGCAAGACUAAUAAUGGUCAAGAUUUCAUUAAUGAAAUAGCUACCAUUGGAAAAGUUCACCAUGUCAAUAUCGUGAGAUUGGUUGGUUUUUGUGUUGAAGGGAAGAAGUGGGCUCUUAUAUAUGAUUUCAUGUCUAACGGAUCCCUAGAUAAGUACAUUUUUUCACGAGAAAAAAUGAACAUCUCUUUAUGUUAUGCCAAAGUAUUUGAGAUUUCAGUUGGAAUAGCUCGUGGUAUUGAGUAUCUUCAUCAAGGUUGUGACAUGCAUAUUCUUCAUUUUGAUAUUAAACCUCACAACAUUCUUUUAGAUGAAAAUUUUAUUCCAAAAGUUUCUGAUUUCGGGCUAGCAAGAUCAUGUUCUUUGGAAAACAAUUUAGCCUCUUUAACUGCUGCAAGAGGAACCUUGGGAUAUAUAGCUCCAGAAUUAUUCUAUAAAAAUAUUGGAAGAGUAUCUGCCAAAUCCGAUGUGUAUAGUUUUGGAAUGCUAUUAAUGGAAAUGGCAAAUCAACGAAAAAAUGUGAAUGCAGCUACUGAAAACUCAAGCCGCAUCUUUUUUCCCUUAUGGAUACACAAGCAAUUCAACGAAGGAAAAGAUAUACAAAUAGAUGAAUAUGCAACAAAAGAAGAUUUGAAGACAAUAAAGAAGAUGGUUAUAGUUGCGUUGUGGUGUAUACAACUAAAACCUUGUGAUCGUCCUACAAUGAGUGAAGUCAUAGAAAUGCUUGAAGGUAACCUUGAAAGCCUACAAGUACCUCCAAAUCUUCACCUAUAUCCUCAAAAUCAAGAGAACAAUAGUAAUGAGACAUCUUUCUCAUCAACAAUUUCUAUGGAUGAGUAUUCUGCAGAUGUCAACGAGUAGAAUAUCACUACUUAUG
Molecule: messenger RNA, 2111 nt
Organism: Cannabis sativa
Lineage: Eukaryota; Viridiplantae; Streptophyta; Magnoliopsida; Rosales; Cannabaceae
Product: rust resistance kinase Lr10-like
Exons: 5
Coding region: 14-2095 (693 amino acids)
Biological process (GO): protein phosphorylation
Molecular function (GO): ATP binding; protein kinase activity; polysaccharide binding
Source: RefSeq, a predicted model, not a curated record